Messenger RNA from Dromiciops gliroides (monito del monte), 1311 nucleotides. RefSeq names its product protein kinase AMP-activated non-catalytic subunit gamma 1 (gene PRKAG1). The record is from RefSeq and is a predicted model, not a curated record. NCBI's taxonomy places the organism in Eukaryota, Metazoa, Chordata, Mammalia, Microbiotheria, Microbiotheriidae.
UCACGUGAUGCGGGCGGAAGUAGGGUGGUGGCGUCGGAAGUGACGGAAGGGGCGGAUCCGGGAAGAAGCGGCCCGGAGGGCACUAAAGGAACUGGCGCAGAGCGGGAUGGAGACGGUCACUAUUCCAGAGAGUGGUACGGAAAAAUGCACCCCAGCUCUGGAAGAGACCCCAGAAUCCAACAGUGCUGUCUAUACCUGCUUCAUGAAAUCUCAUCGAUGCUACGAUUUGAUCCCCACAAGCUCCAAACUGGUUGUGUUUGAUACCUCGCUGCAGGUAAAGAAAGCCUUCUUUGCCCUUGUCACAAAUGGAGUUCGGGCGGCCCCAUUAUGGGACAGCAAGAAACAGAGCUUUGUGGGAAUGCUGACCAUCACUGACUUCAUCAAUAUUUUACACCGUUACUACAAGUCAGCCUUGGUACAGAUCUAUGAGCUGGAAGAACAUAAGAUAGAAACCUGGAGAGAGGUGUACCUUCAAGACUCCUUUAAGCCUCUUGUCUGCAUCUCUCCUAAUGCCAGCCUUUUUGAUGCCGUUUCCUCACUGAUAAGAAAUAAGAUCCACAGGCUGCCAGUCAUUGACCCUGAUUCUGGCAACACUCUGUAUAUCCUCACCCACAAACGUAUCCUCAAGUUCCUCAAACUUUUUAUUGCAGAGUUUCCCAAACCGGACUUCAUGUCUAAGUCUUUGGAGGAGCUCCAGAUAGGCACUUAUGCCAACAUUGCUCUGGUGCGUACCACCACACCUGUCUAUGUGGCACUAGGCAUCUUUGUUCAGCACCGGUCUCUGCCUUGCCUGUUGGCUAGAGGGCGUGUGGUGGACAUCUACUCCAAGUUUGAUGUCAUUAACUUGGCAGCAGAAAAGACCUAUAACAACUUGGACAUAACUGUGACAAAAGCACUACAGCAUCGAUCCCACUACUUUGAGGGUGUACUCAAGUGCUACCAGCAUGAAACUCUGGAAACCAUCAUUAAAGGCUGUGUGGAAGCCGAGGUUCACCGGUUAGUAGUUGUAGAAGAAAACAAUGUGGUAAAGGGCAUCGUGUCGCUCUCUGACAUACUACAGGCCUUGGUGCUCACAGGUGGAGAGAAGCCCUGAGCUGAGUUGGGAAGAAUGCAUAUAAUGCACCAUACCUCUGAUCAAUUGGAUGGGAUACUAGAGGCUCUGAUCCCUUUUAUGAAGCUCAUCCACCCACUCACCCUACCAUACAGAGAGGCUAGAAAAGGGUAGGAACACGUAGAAACCCACACAUACUUUGAAGGAAUAACGGCACCAAACAUCUGUACUGGUCCCCUGCCUGAACUAGGGGCUGUGUG